AAAACGCCUCAGCACGUUACCAUGGAAACAGCGACAUGUCAACAAAUUUCUUUCGAUUCACGCAAGUCGCUUAGAAAUAAUUAAAUUACGAUGAAAAGCAUUGGUCUUUACCAAUAAAAAGUCAAUAAAUAGUUGGUGAAUCUUCCAGAAAUUAUCUCCAUGAUGGGUCUACUGAAUAUUUUGAAAAAGCUGCGAUCUAAUCCUGAUAAGGAAUUGCGUUUGCUGCUCUUGGGGCUAGACAAUGCGGGUAAAACUACUCUCCUAAAGCAAUUGGCUUCGGAAGACGUGAACCACGUCACACCGACUGCAGGUUUCAAUAUAAAGUCAGUUUUAUCAAACGGUUUUAAAUUGAACGUCUGGGAUAUCGGAGGCCAGAGGAAGAUAAGACCUUACUGGCGGAAUUACUUUGAAAAUACAGAUAUUUUGAUAUAUGUAGUAGACUGCUCUGACCAUCAAAGGUUGGAGGAGACAGGUCAGGAACUGGCAGAACUGCUGGAGGACGACAAGUUGCGAGGAGUGCCAUUGCUUGUGUAUGCCAACAAACAGGAUUUGGCUUCAGCCCUGCCAGCCAGUGAGAUCGCCCAGCACCUAGGUCUACAUCUGAUUAGAGACCGUACCUGGCAGAUACAGGCCUGUGUGGCUACUGACGGGACUGGAGUUAAGGAAGGCAUGGAAUGGGUCUGCAAAAACAUCCCGGCUAAGAAAUAACUACUUAAUUCCUUAAUAACUACGAUUUACGCUUAACAUAACAUUUCCAUUGUUUCUAAAUAAUGACCAAUCAGA
Molecule: messenger RNA, 783 nt
Organism: Spodoptera frugiperda (fall armyworm)
Lineage: Eukaryota; Metazoa; Arthropoda; Insecta; Lepidoptera; Noctuidae
Product: ADP-ribosylation factor-like protein 3
Exons: 5
Coding region: 160-708 (182 amino acids)
Biological process (GO): cilium assembly
Cellular component (GO): microtubule cytoskeleton; cytoplasm
Molecular function (GO): GTPase activity; GTP binding
Source: RefSeq, a predicted model, not a curated record